Molecule: messenger RNA, 345 nt
Organism: Fraxinus pennsylvanica
Lineage: Eukaryota; Viridiplantae; Streptophyta; Magnoliopsida; Lamiales; Oleaceae
Source: the annotation of a GenBank genome assembly
AUGGCUGGAGGAAUUAAAGAGUGUUGGGGGGUGGAAUUCGGGAAAGAUAGGACAGAAAGUAUGGCAGUCAGGAUGCUGCGGAAGAAAUUUCAUAGAACCCUUGUGUAUUUUGAUCUUAAGAAACUAGCCUUGACAAAGACGAAGGUGAUCGUGGCGGCAAAGGAGGAGCAAAAGUUUUCACUGCACGAGCAGCCGGGGAACAGUGUUCUAAGAGAGGGUGCAACUGUAGCCUUCACAUAUGUAAAAGGUGAAGAAGAAAAGGAUGCAUAUGAUACUUUAAAGAAGAUUCAAGAACUGAAGGGACCUGAUGCAAAAGACCAUGUUGCUUUGCCUGCUGAUAUAUAG